Messenger RNA from Didymella exigua CBS 183.55, 2124 nucleotides. RefSeq names its product uroporphyrin-III C-methyltransferase. The transcript is spliced from 2 exons. NCBI's taxonomy places the organism in Eukaryota, Fungi, Ascomycota, Dothideomycetes, Pleosporales, Didymellaceae. The record is from RefSeq and is a predicted model, not a curated record. Gene Ontology annotation, biological process: siroheme biosynthetic process; sulfate assimilation. The coding region runs from base 215 to 1906 and encodes 563 amino acids. Gene Ontology annotation, molecular function: uroporphyrin-III C-methyltransferase activity.
UGUCUUUUCUUGUCCUGACUUGUCUUGACUCUUCUUGUCUUGACUCUUCUCCUCUUGUCUUGACUCUUGUCUUGUCUCGACUCUUCUUGACUCGACUCUUCUUGACUUGUCCUGACUCUUCUUGACUCGACUCUUCUUCUCUUGUACAUGCACUCGGCCAUGCCCCUCUUUCCCUGACACACUGGCUUGCUCUCGGGUUCUACCGUCCCACAAUAUGGCGCCCGCGCUUCUUGCUGCCGUUGACUCGGCCGCGCACAUCCAUCUCGUCGUCGGCUCGAACCCACUCGCCGGUGCACGGUGCGCGCGCUCGAUUGAAGUCGGCGCGCACCCCAUACUGAUCGCACCCGAGGAUGCGACCCUGCACUACGGACUGGCCAAGCGCAUCGACGAGGGCGAGGUCAAGUGGAUCAAGCGCGGCUUCCAGGAAGCGGACCUGACCACGCUGGGCCGCGCUGAGGUGGAUGGCGUCGUCGAUGCCGUCUUUGUGACGGCUGGAGGGAAGCAGGGGCAGAGCACACAAAUAUCCAGCCUGUGCCGCCGACUGCGGAUCCCCGUCAACGUCGCCGAUGCGCCCAACCUCUGCUCCUUCACCCUCCUCUCCACACACUCCGACGGCCCUCUGCAGAUUGGCGUGACUGCGUCUGGCAAGGGCUGCAAGCUGUCAGCUCGCAUACGGCGCGAGAUUGCAUCCUCGCUGCCACCCCACCUCGGCGACGCCGUCGAGCGUCUCGGCACGCUCCGCAGGCGCAUCUGGGAGGAAGAGCACGCCGCCGAGCUCUCGCAAGACCUCGAAGCCGAAGAAGAAGACAGCGGCCAGCCCGCCACCUUCAACAAGUUCGUCAUGGAAGAGAGCAAAGAAGCAGCCCGCGGCCGCCGCAUGCGCUGGCUCUCGCAAAUCUGCGAGUACUGGCCGCUGCGCCGCCUGGCUGCCAUUACAGACGCAGACAUUGACACCCUGUUUCGCGAAUUCGCCGCCAGCUCCGCCUCCAAAACCGGGCCCACCAGCACCGCCUCCAACACGGGGCCCACCGGCACCGCCUCCAGCAUCGGGCCCACUGGCACGCCCACCCCGCCCGCGCGCAAAGGCCGCAUCAUCCUCGCCGGCUCCGGCCCUGGCAACCCCGAUCUCCUCACGCGCGCAGCCUACAAAGCGAUCCAGUCGGCCGACCUCAUCCUGGCCGACAAGCUCGUCCCCGCUCCCAUUCUCGACCUCGUCCCCCGCCGCGCAACCGUGCACAUUGCCCGCAAGUUCCCCGGCAACGCAGACCGCGCCCAAGAAGAGCUCCUCGAAUGGGGUCUUGCCGGCCUCGAGCAGGGCAAAGUCGUCGUCCGCAUCAAGCAGGGCGAUCCGUACAUUUACGGCCGCGGCGGCGAGGAGUACGCCUUCUUCCGCGACCACGGCUUCGUGCCGACUGUGCUUCCCGGCAUAACGAGCGCCCUCUCUGCCCCGCUGUUCGCGGCCAUUCCGGCUACGCACAGAGGCGUCGCCGAUCAGGUGUUGAUCUGCACCGGCACGGGGCGCAAGGGCGCGCCUCUCGACCCGCCCGAGUUUGUUGCGAGCCGCACAAUCGUCCUCCUCAUGUCGCUGCACAGACUCGAGGCGCUCAUCGUCUCGCUCGUCGCCAAGGGGUAUCCCGCCGACCUGCCCGUCGCCGUGCUGGAGCGCGCGAGCUGUCCCGACCAGCGCGUCAUCCGCACCACGCUCCAGCACGUGUGCGCCGCCGUCGAGGAGGAGGGCAGCAGACCGCCGGGCUUGCUCGUCGUCGGAAACGCGUGCAGAGUGCUGAGCGACUACAGCCAGCGCUGGGUCGUCGAGGAGGGCUUCCACGGCCUGGACGACCUUGGCGCGGACGGGGAGCUGCAGCUGAGCAAGCUGGGCGACGGGGUCGCAAAGACUGCUGCGUAGAGCAGUGCAGGUAGACGGCCUGCCGAUUGUGAUAGCAAUAGACACGCAUUCCACAACCUACUCUUUCCAUCUCACCUGUGUUUCUCUCGGGCUGCUCUCUUUCCAUCUCACCUGUGUUUCUCUCGGGCUGCUCUCUUUUCAUCUCACCUGUGUUUCUGUGUUUCUCUCGGGCUACUCACCUCCCUACCAAACAUACCGAUCCUGCUGUCACUGCCGGU